CCGGCCAUUGCCUUUGCCACACACCAAGGGAGCAAACCAACCAACAAACAAACUCCAAUCCCUUCUUCUUCUCCAUCCAUCCAUCCUAGAUUCCUAGUACACCUUUUGUCUCUCCACCACCCAACAACACACACAGACACAAGCUAGAGCUCCAACCAAAAUGCCAGCGGCGGCGGCAGUGGCGGCGGUGUCGUCGGCGGCGGCGACGGGGACGACGCGGUGGUGCCCGACGGCGGAGCAGCUGAUGGUGCUGGAGGAGAUGUACCGGGGCGGGCUGCGCACCCCGAACGCGUCGCAGAUCCAGCAGAUCACGGCCCACCUGGCCCACUACGGGCGGAUCGAGGGGAAGAACGUCUUCUACUGGUUCCAGAACCACAAGGCCCGCGACCGCCAGAAGCUCAGGCGGAGGCUCUGCAUGACCCACCACCUUCUCUCCUGCGCCGCCGCCGCCGCCGCGGUCCAGCAGGCCCAGCACCACCACUACUACGCUGCCGCUGCCGCUGCAGGGCAGUUUCUUGGGGGCCCAGCUGGAGGAGGAGCCGGGCAUCCCAUGGCCCAGCAGCAGCAGCAGCAGUACUACUCGGCGGCGUCGGCAAUGGCGUGCCCUGCCGGCGGCUUCGACCAGCACCACUACCAGCUGCUCCCGGCGUCGCCCAUGGCCGCCGCCUGCUACCCGGCCCAGCUGCAGCCCAGCAGCCGAUGCGCCGGCGGCGUCUCUCCGGUGCCGGCGCCGGCCCAGCCCAACCAGUUCUUGCAGUACCAGCAGCAGGGAGGAGGGUCGCCGGAGUUCUCGCUGGGGAGGCUGGGGAGCUUCGGAGUGGUGGUGGACCAGGAAGAGGCCGACACGUGUCGCUCGGGAUACGACUACCAGCAGCAGCUGGCCGCGGCGAGGAUGGAAGCAGCAGAGACGACGUCCUUCUGCAGGCCGCCGCUGAAGACGCUGGAGCUCUUCCCCGGAGCCUCCGUCAAGGACGAGCAGCUCGCCUGAUUAAAAUUACUACUCCUAGCUUAGCUCAGCUCAUCGGUGGAUCCAAGCCGUACCUUGCACGCGCGCACGCAUCGUAGCGUAGCGUAGCUAGGUAGCCGCGAUAUAUCUCAAUUUGUACUACCAGCUAGCAGUGGCCAGUGGAGAAGUACGGUUGAUGUCUCUAGCUUAAUUAGCCGCAAAAUUAAUUAAUGCAUGCUGCUGUGUACGUACGUAAUUUCCAUCCAUUUUUAAUUUAAUUAGUCAAACAGUUACUACUACUAA
Brachypodium distachyon (stiff brome) is the source of this 1249-nucleotide messenger RNA. Its product is annotated as putative WUSCHEL-related homeobox 2. The transcript is spliced from 2 exons. The record is from RefSeq and is a predicted model, not a curated record. Gene Ontology annotation, molecular function: DNA binding; DNA-binding transcription factor activity. The coding region runs from base 161 to 988 and encodes 275 amino acids. Lineage: Eukaryota; Viridiplantae; Streptophyta; Magnoliopsida; Poales; Poaceae. Gene Ontology annotation, biological process: plant organ development.